GUCUAAAAACAGAACCAGGUGCAAGCAGCUGUACACAAGAGAGACACCGUGACCACGGCAGGUAACAACUAUUUAAAAAACAGAAGGACAAAUGGCCAACAAUUCCUCCGCAAACCUUUCCCCUGCUUCCUACCUGUACGGCAUCAUAGGCUCAGCAGACCACAUCAUCAGCAUCCCUGUUAACUGCUGGUCGGUGUGGCUGAUUGCCUCCGGAAACAAGAACCUCUUCGAAUCUGAAUUUUUAACUCUCCACCUGGUGUCCCUGGAAUUAGGAUUUUCUUUGUGUUUUUUUCUGUCGCUGCCAUGCAUUUUAUUCAAGUAUAGAUUUCUUGUCCCUCUGAUAGACUUUUAUCAUGGAGGAUCUGCAGCAGGAAGAGCUCUGUUUCAGUGCCACAUCUGUGUGGAUCGCUACAUGGCAGUUGUCCAUCCUUUGCUCUUCAUCAGGUACAAAAAAAUAAGGUACAGGGGGGCCUGCCUUGCAGCUGUCUGGCUGUUGGUUUUGUUAUUUGGACUUUCCAGUCGCUUCAUGCCCAUGGAUACAGAUCUGGUUACCACAGGUUUAAGUUUUCUUCUGGCCCCCGCCCUCUCCAUUGAACUCUUCUGCAGUCUGUCCAUCCUCAGGAUCCUGAAAAGGUUUGGCCCAGGGGACAAGAAGGCUUGCGAGAAAAAAGGAGGGAGCAAGCAGAAGAUGAGAGCCAUGAAGAUCAUCUGCCUUGCUCUUGCUAUGCUAAUUGUCAAUAUGGCCCCAUUCCUUACAUUAAGUUUGUUCAUCAACCAUGGGGAACCUGUGGAUAUGAUCACUAUAGCUUUCAUUAUAUCCAGUCUCGGAAGUUCGGCGCAAGCGUUCUUAUUUCUCAACAGGGCUGGGAAGCUCAAAUCAUAACAACCCAAGUCAAAUAUUAACAAGACCAUUCUCCUGACUUUGACAAAGAUGGUGUUCUUAUGAUACAAUAUAUCUAGAAUAUAGUUGUUUGUGUGUGUUACAAGAAGCUUUAAAAGUCAAGUGAGAAAAAGUAAUAAUGAUCCAUUUCUUAAAGUCUGACCUAUAUCUUCUUCUCUCUUGUUUGUGAAUGAAGAGCAGUUUUUAAAAACUGUUUU
Molecule: messenger RNA, 1098 nt
Organism: Notolabrus celidotus (New Zealand spotty)
Lineage: Eukaryota; Metazoa; Chordata; Actinopteri; Labriformes; Labridae
Product: G-protein coupled receptor 35-like
Exons: 4
Coding region: 92-883 (263 amino acids)
Biological process (GO): positive regulation of Rho protein signal transduction; phospholipase C-activating G protein-coupled receptor signaling pathway
Cellular component (GO): membrane
Molecular function (GO): G protein-coupled receptor activity
Source: RefSeq, a predicted model, not a curated record